GCAGCGUGCGGACACCACACCGGCUAAUUCCUACUUCCCUUCCCUUCUCUCUCGCUCUCCUUUCUCUCUCUUCAUUCCUCCUAUUAUUCAUUCUCUUUCUACCACCUCCUUCUCUUCUCCUUCACUUCACUGUCACGCUGUCACUUCACUGUCUCGCUCUAUCGCUCUCUCUCUCUCUACAUUUUCCUUUCUCUUUCCAUUGCAGUAAGUGUGACCAAAUGUAGUUAGGCAUAGCAGUUGACGGUGUGAAAGAGAGAGAAAGCCAAAGAGAAAGAGAAAGAAAGGAGAUAACGCGUGAGAGUGUGGUGUAUAUAGGCGUGCGUGUGUGUGUGUGUGUGUGAGAGUGUGUGUGUGUGGUGCUCUUUGGCGCCAUGGCGAGACGACUGGACCCCGAGGAGGAAAUUGAUCUGCUUGAGGACGAGGACGACGUGGACGACCAGCACCAGGACUAUUACCCCGGACGCUACCAGGGGCAACAGCAGCACCAGAGGCAACAGCAGCCCCAGAGGCAACAGAACCAGGGGUUACCGGACUACCCGGACUACCCAGAACAGCAGAGGCACCCGCUGCCCGAUUACCCAGAGUACCAAGCGGACUACCAACCAGAACUGCGGCCGACCAGGAUACCGGCCCGACUACCAGACUACCAGUCAGAGCACCACCUGCAGCAGCUGCCAGACUACCCAGAGUACUCGGACUACCAGCCGGACUACCAGCCAGAGGGCCAUGAUGACUACCCAGAGCAAGGCCAGCCCCAGCCCCCUCCACCCCCACUCCAGACGCAGCCGAGCUGGAAGACCCCUCUAGAGACCGUGCUGGAGGAGGAAGAGGAGGAUGAGGAGCAGGAGGAGGUGGAGGAGGAGGUGCGGGAGGAGUGGGAGAAGGGAGGGCUGAGAGAGGAGCCGGUGGUGGUGGAGGUGGAUCUGGAUUAUGAUGACGUCAUCUCCACCCAGAGCUCCACAUCUCCGCUGAUCAACGAGAGGGACCCGCGGCAGAUGAACGAGUGCCUGAAGCUGAGUUUCGAGGAUGUGAUCGCUGAGCCUGAAUCUGUGCGUAGCGGCGACCGCAUAUGGAUCUGGAGCAACGCGCUGUUCGAGUUGGCCCGAAUCUGGUUCUACCGCAUCGUCACCGUGCUCCUGGCCGUUCCUGUCUCCAUGGUUACCGGCAUGCUCUUUGGGAUACUCAGCUGCUUACAUAUCUGGUUCCUGACACCCUGUGUGAAGAUCACGCUGUUGAACACCCCCUGGCUGGAGACGUUGUGGAGCAGUGUGCUCGAUGUCUUUGUGCUGCCGCUCCAGCGAAGCGCCGCCAACUGCUACGGUCAAAUCGGGGUCCGCAUAGCACGGGAAUGAAAAGGGCUCCAGCGAAUCAGUGAAGAGGGGGAAUGAGACAAACUAGUGUAAGGACCCCAACCCAACUACAGCACACCGGCUGGCUGGUGAGCAUCAUUGGAGAAGAGUGUGUCUCUGGCUUAACAUCAGCUAAUUCUGAUGGACAUUAAGGUGGGGAAUUCACCAAUGCACCUCUGCAGACAGAGACAUGCCAUCUGCCUCACCCACAUUGGACAUCAAGGCCCGGGCACUGGAACGAGUUUUAAAGUGGUGGUGCAUUUUUUUCCUUGAUUCUUUAUUUCUUAAAAAAUGGCAGUAAAAGUUGAGAAUGCCUCAUUUAGGGAGGCCAAAAGUGGGGAUGUGAAUGCAACACUUCAUCCUCCUUUUCCGGCACCUAUGUUGGACAUGAAAGUCAAACUGAUGGAAUGCCAACACAACAUGUUUUUGAAUGACACUGUCAAGACGAACGUGGAACACAGAUUGAUAUUAUAAAUACUGACUGUGACUGCACCUUUAUGCUGCCAAUGGAUUCAUAUGGACAGAUAGGAAUUUAAUUUUGAAAGCAUUGUUGUUCUAUGUAUGACUGCAUUGACUGUUUGUUGAGUUCUGAAUGAUGGUAGUUUAGGAAAUUAGUCAUUUAUUUCUUGCUAUGGUAUCAUCCUCAGGAUUUUACUGAUUAUAAAACGAUAUGUAUGCUGUUUAGUUUUUUUAAUGGAUAAAUCAAGCAGAUUAAGGAGUUUUUAGUUCAUUAUUACAUGUAUUAAUAUAUUAUCCCUUUGGCCGUCUCUCUUUC
This is a messenger RNA of Engraulis encrasicolus (European anchovy), 2124 nucleotides long. RefSeq names its product caveolin 4a (gene cav4a). Bases 372 to 1352 code for a protein of 326 amino acids. Lineage: Eukaryota; Metazoa; Chordata; Actinopteri; Clupeiformes; Engraulidae. The transcript is spliced from 4 exons. The record is from RefSeq and is a predicted model, not a curated record. Gene Ontology annotation, cellular component: focal adhesion; sarcolemma; caveola. Gene Ontology annotation, biological process: cell differentiation; regulation of cytosolic calcium ion concentration; caveola assembly. Gene Ontology annotation, molecular function: molecular adaptor activity.